AUCACUAUCGCUUUGUGACACUGCAUAAAUAGCAGUGGUGAAGUGGUGAGGACAUUGCAGCCUAGUGGCACUCUUGUAGCCUACGGAUACGGAAAGAUGUCUUGGACAAUAGUUUUGCUGCUCAGUGCUCUUGUUGCACUUUUGUUUUUGUCCUCACGCUGGAGACAGAAAAAUGAGCCACCUUUAGACAAAGGGUUCAUUCCUUGGCUUGGACAUGCCCUUGAGUUUGGAAAAGAUGCUGCCAGGUUCCUGACUAGGAUGAAACAGAAGCAUGGAGACAUUUUUACAGUUCGUGUUGCUGGUCGUUAUGUGACCGUCCUGCUGGAUCCCAACUCCUACGAUGCCAUCCUGAAUGACAGGUCCUGUCUGGACUUCACUGGCUACAAACACUUGCUUAUGGAACGGAUCUUCAGCCUGAAGCUGCCCACUCACAACACAGACACAGAGAGGGUCUGGAUGAAACAGCAAUUUCAGGGUGUGAGCCUCACCCGCCUGAGCAGCUCAAUGCACAGUCACAUGCAGGCCCUGCUGACAGACCACAAGAGGGAUGGCCCUUCAGACUGGAGGCAGGAUGGCCUCUUCAACCUGUGCUACAGCCUGCUCUUCAGGGCUGGAUAUCUCACAUUGUUUGGUUCAGAAAACAACAACAUUACAGAUGUAACCACUGUCUACAAAGAGUUUCGCAAGUUUGACGAUUUUCUCACAAGAUUGGCACGCUCAACACUCAAUCAAGGGGACAGGAAGACAGCCGUCUCGUGUAGAGAGCGUCUGUGGGAGCUUCUGAGCCCCACCUGGGGACCUGAGCUGGGGACGCGACUCGGGACAGCAGAGGGCCCAGACGGCCUCUCCUGGCAGCAGAACUAUCUGCAGUAUCUAAAGGAGGACGGGGUGGGUGCUGAAAUGCAGAAGCGAGCCCUGCUGCUGCAGCUGUGGGCCACCCAGGGUAAUGCAGGACCCGCUGCCUUCUGGCUUCUCGGCUUCCUGCUUACUCACCCUGAGGCCAUGCGAGCUGUGAGGGAGGAGAUCAGAGGACUGCCUCUGCAGGAGGGGUUCCCACAGCACCACCUGUUGGAAACACUGGAAAGACACCAUACACCUGUGUUUGACAGUGUUCUGAGUGAGACCCUGCGCCUCACAGCUGCUGCUCUCAUCACCAGAGAGGUGGUGAAGGACAAGAACCUCCAUCUGGCGAGUGGGCAGGAGUACCAUCUCAGAAAGGGAGACAGGGUGUGUCUCUUCCCUUUUCUCAGUCCCCAGAUGGACUCCCAGAUACACCAGGACCCUCAGAAAUUCCAAUAUGAUCGCUUCCUUAAUGCAGACAUGACAGAGAAGAGGAAAUUCUUUAAGGGAGGAAAGAGGAUGAAGUAUUACACCAUGCCCUGGGGAGCAGGGGGAAAUGUCUGCGUUGGGAAACAUUUCGCUGUCAGUGGCAUCAAACAGUUUGUGUUUAUGGUGCUUACACGUCUGGACCUGAAGCUGUGUGACCCAACUGAUCGUGUUCCACCCAUCAACCCCAGUCGCUAUGGUUUUGGGAUGCUUCAGCCUGAUGGAGACCUGCAAAUUCACUACAGAAUCAAGAAUAUAACUGAGACAUGACCACCACAUUUUAACUGCACCCUGCACCAAACUAUUAUUUUUACUACUACUACAUCUGCUCAACUUUCCCUAAUUAUACUGUAAAUACUGUAUAUAUAAUUUAUUCUGGUGUGUUUAAUAUGAAACAGAUGUAUUUUUUCUAUUCAUCAAAUGUUUUAUGCUAGUGUUGUCCUGUAGCUUUUUAUUUUUUAAUGUCGGAUUGUAUACCUUAAUAAAUAAUUCGAAUGUU
Osmerus eperlanus (European smelt) is the source of this 1825-nucleotide messenger RNA. It is a transcript of the gene ptgis, whose product is annotated as prostaglandin I2 (prostacyclin) synthase. NCBI's taxonomy places the organism in Eukaryota, Metazoa, Chordata, Actinopteri, Osmeriformes, Osmeridae. The transcript has 10 exons. Bases 97 to 1596 code for a protein of 499 amino acids. Gene Ontology annotation, biological process: prostaglandin biosynthetic process. The record is from RefSeq and is a predicted model, not a curated record. Gene Ontology annotation, molecular function: monooxygenase activity; oxidoreductase activity, acting on paired donors, with incorporation or reduction of molecular oxygen; heme binding.